This is a messenger RNA of Triticum turgidum subsp. durum (durum wheat), 489 nucleotides long. Lineage: Eukaryota; Viridiplantae; Streptophyta; Magnoliopsida; Poales; Poaceae. The record is from the annotation of a GenBank genome assembly.
AUGUUGGUCGAGAAGAUGCCGAUGGCCGCCGGCUACGAGGGCUUUCCUCUCGUCCCAGUGUUCCAGGCGGACAAGGAACAGGCGGAUGCGGUGCUGGCGGAGGAGGCGUCGUUGAUCGUCAAGGCGGGGUGCGGCUCCAAGAGGAAGGCGGAGGAGGACGGCGGCGAGGUCACCGUCAAGGCCAAGGCGAAGGCCGCGGAGGAGGAGGCGGCAGCUUUCGCCACCGUCAAGGCCAAGUCGGAGGAGGUCGACAAGGUGGCGUCGGAGGACUCGGACGAAGACGAUGAGUGGGACGAUGACGAGUUCAUGGCCAGGAUCACGGCAGACCACGCCGCCCAUGUCGAGAAGAUGAAGGCUCUGUAUCCCACCAUCAAGUACGGGGACUACGACCCUAAGGUCUACUGCCACCGCCCCGACCCGGAGUCGGAUGCUUGGAAUCUCCAGAAGAAAUGCCUAGGUCUUGCUGAGAUUGCUGCCGUAUUAUUGUAG